Messenger RNA from Sitodiplosis mosellana (orange wheat blossom midge), 2041 nucleotides. It is a transcript of the gene Oct-TyrR, whose product is annotated as octopamine receptor. Gene Ontology annotation, biological process: adenylate cyclase-activating adrenergic receptor signaling pathway. The transcript has 2 exons. Gene Ontology annotation, molecular function: octopamine receptor activity. Gene Ontology annotation, cellular component: membrane. The record is from RefSeq and is a predicted model, not a curated record. NCBI's taxonomy places the organism in Eukaryota, Metazoa, Arthropoda, Insecta, Diptera, Cecidomyiidae. The coding region runs from base 614 to 2041 and encodes 475 amino acids.
UCAACACUGCCAUUGAUGCAAUUCACAUGAUAAAUUAUCUGAAUUUAUCAAAAUAUCCGAUCGAACAAAUGCAGAAAGACCAAUUUGGAGCAAACGAAAAAUGUAAACAGAGACGAACUGUCAUCACGAAAUUCGGGCUACUCAACAAAAUCCGUCGCACAGAAAGCAGUUGUGCAGCCGUGCUGUUUGCACAUCGGACUUUUUCGCAUACACAUCGUCGUUCAUCGUGUUUCAGUACUCGGCGCUGCGAAGCAAUUUUUUUGACGUCGCCCCACUGAUAUAAGGCGAUGUCUUACUCUACGAAGCUCGUAUCAAAUACAUAAAGACGAAUUUGCGGGAAUUCAUGACGCAGACAUGCCAAUUAGAUACAGUGCCUGCAGAGGAAUGUAAGAAUGCUCGCACGUGUUAUAUCAUGGAUAGUGAAAUAUACUCAUUUGAUCUAGACAACAAUGAUGACUCGUAACGCUAAUAAUCUAUUAGAUAAAACAUAAAAUAAAAAAAAUCUUCUGACUCCAAUUCAACCGAAAAUAUUAUCAAGUUAGACUUAACAAAGUUAGCAUUGAAUAUCGUCAAAGGACAACAAAAACAAUUGCCAAUCGAAAGUUAUUUCAAAAUGUGGAACGAUACGGAAAUAGUAACGGAAGUAGGUAUAGCAACUGCCAUAACGUUGGCAAUUAAUAAAUCUGAGCAAGAUAUAUGUUCAACGCCCAUAAAAAUUCGAUAUCCUAGCUCGGUGAUUGGAAUCGAUUUGGCUGUGCCACAAUGGCAAGCAAUUUUAUUCACAAUCAUACUCUCAUUCAUCAUCAUUUUAACAAUAAUCGGAAAUGUUUUGGUCAUAUUGAGCGUAUUUACAUACAAACCACUGCGAAUAGUACAGAACUUCUUCAUUAUUUCACUCGCAGUUGCCGAUUUGACCGUAGCUAUUCUCGUACUGCCAUUUAACGUGGCAAAUAUGAUGAUCGGCAGAUGGAUAUUCGGUAUUCAUUUGUGUAAGAUGUGGUUGACCUGCGAUGUACUCUGUUGUACAUCUUCCAUUCUGAAUUUGUGUGCAAUAGCUUUAGACAGAUAUUGGGCCAUUACUGAUCCCAUAAACUAUGCUCAAAAGCGAACUGUUGAACGUGUUUUAAUGUUGAUUGGAGGUGUAUGGAUUUUAUCUCUCGUAAUCUCGUCUCCUCCAUUAAUUGGGUGGAAUGACUGGCCAGACGUAUUUGAUAGUCAAAAGCACCCAUGUACACUGAACUCGAAUCCGGGAUAUCGGGUGUAUUCAGCAUUGGGUUCAUUUUUCAUACCAUUAAUAAUUAUGACUAUUGUUUACAUCGAAAUUUAUAUCGCAACAAGACGUCGUUUACGGGAACGUGCUCGUGCUUCUCGCAUAAAUGCAAUGAAUUUAACAGCAGCUGUUGCAAGUGGCAAAGAACCAAUACCUACAACGCAGCAAGAUCAAGAAUCAAUUAGUAGUGAAACGAAUCACAACGAACAUCCAAAAGUAACAACUCAUAAAUCUAAGCACAUGGAAAAACGGCGGAAAAAAGAAAAACGUAACAAAGCCAAAGACUCCAUCAAGCACGAGCAAAAGCACACGGACCAUUUGCUGAAGCCGAUGAUGAUAAACGACGAUUCAGCAACCGAUUUAAAUGACCAUUCAACAGAGAGCAUGAAAAUAAAUGAAAACGACGAUGUGGAUCAAAGUUGUUCACUCUACAAAGGCCACCAUCAUAUGAAUCGUACGGAAACAAUGACUAAAAAAGCAAAUACCGUGUAUCAGUUCAUUGAAGAAAAGCAGAAAAUUUCGUUGUCAAAGGAAAGAAGAGCCGCCCGAACAUUGGGUAUAAUAAUGGGGGUUUUCAUUUUAUGUUGGGUGCCAUUUUUUAUUCUAUAUAUUAUCAAACCCUUUUGUCGAAAAUGCUGCCCUUCGGAUGAACUUAUCGAUUUUUUGACAUGGCUAGGCUAUAUAAAUUCGGCACUUAAUCCGAUUAUUUACACGAUUUUUAACCUAGACUACCGACGCGCAUUUAAAAAAUUACUGGGAAUUAAAUUUUAA